Myotis brandtii (Brandt's bat) is the source of this 2171-nucleotide messenger RNA. RefSeq names its product adrenocortical dysplasia homolog (mouse) (gene ACD). Gene Ontology annotation, molecular function: telomeric repeat DNA binding. NCBI's taxonomy places the organism in Eukaryota, Metazoa, Chordata, Mammalia, Chiroptera, Vespertilionidae. Gene Ontology annotation, biological process: telomere capping; telomere maintenance via telomerase. Gene Ontology annotation, cellular component: shelterin complex; chromosome, telomeric region; telomerase holoenzyme complex. The record is from RefSeq and is a predicted model, not a curated record. The transcript is spliced from 12 exons. The coding region runs from base 521 to 2050 and encodes 509 amino acids.
CUCUCGCCCCGCCCUCCCAUCCAGACCGUGACGUCAAGGGGCCAGCUACGGAGCGUGGAACGCGGAGUCCACGUUUCCUAGGCAACGCUGGUGGGGCUAGAGACGUCUUCGUGUGCUCUUACGUCAUGACGCUACUGUUCGUCCCGCGUUCCGGAGCCCGGUGCUUGGCCAAUCCAAGGGGAGAGUGAUACCUAUUGAGUGCUGUGUGUCAUAUUUCUACUGGCCUUACAAGACUAAUUUUGUAGAUGAGAAACUGAGUUAUAAUAUUUACGGAGUCCUUCUGGUCACACGGCGUUGAAGUGGCUUCGAGCCAAUUCCCUCGGACUACCCUAGGCCGCAGCCUCAGGCCCCAGGUUCCUCCCUCCCCAUCUGAAACAGCCCUGGACCCCUUCCUGCCCGGUGCCAAGGGAGUUUUGACGGACGGCCCAGAAGAGUCUCCGGCUUUGUUGCUCAGAGAGGUAACAAGCAGGGAAGGACCUAAUCGAGCCGACAGGAAUCUGCACGCAAAUUCCCUAACAGUAUGCGCUCGUGCGCACGCGCGGCACGCACAUGGGCGGGGCCUCGAUCUCAGGUCCCGCCCAGCGGUCAUGCAUUUCCUCUUCCGUUGAAAGGCGGGACCGGGCGCCCGCGGGAAACCUGGGUGAGCGGUGCUCCGUUAAAUUCAGCUGCGGGGAUGGCGAGGUUGAGGAGCGUGGUCCUGCGGCCGUGGAUUCGAGAGCUGGUCCUGGGCUUAGAGCGACUCUCAAGUCCACGGGCCGGGCAGCUGCUUCAGGUGCUGCAGGAGGCAGAAGCCGAGGCCCCAGGCCCGUCCUGCGCCCCUGACACGUCUGAUGUCGGGGCCGCGCUGCUUGUGUCCGACGGGACCCACAGCGUCCGGUGCCUGGUGACGCGGGAAACUCUGGACGCCUCGGACUGGGAAGAGAAGGAGUUUGGUUUCCGAGGAGCUGAAGGCCGGCUGCUGCUGCUGCAAGACUGCGAGGUCCGAGUCCAAGUGGCAGAGGGCAGCGCGCCCGCGGAGUUCUACCUGCAGGUGCACCGCUUCAGCCUAAUGCCCACGGAGCAGCCCCGGGAUUGGGUGAUUGGUUGCAACCAGGACCCAGAUGUGCAGAAGAAGCUCAAAGACUGCCUCGAGGAGCACCUUUCAGAGUCGGCCUCCUCCAAUGCAGGCCUUUCACUGACCCAGCUUCUGGAUGAGGUGCAGGGAGAAGAGGAGCAUCAGGGGGCACUAGUGCGCCUGGCUGAGAGCUGUCUGAUGCUGUCAGGCCCUUGCACAGCACCCCCGCUCACCCGCUGGGCCACCUCAAGCCACUUGGCCAUGGGAGAAGCUGUGUACACUGUCCCCAGCCUAUGGCUACACAUCUCUGAGGAUGACCAGCAAGUCCUGAACUCUCUGGGCGCAGGUCAGAGGACACAGGGCCCUGAGCUGCCCCCACCAGACCCCGCUCUUCAGGACCUGUCGCUGACCCUGUCCUCCUCGCUUUCCUCACUCAGUUCCUCAGGAAACCCUGCCUUAUGCAGCCACAUGUCAUCACAGGAAAGCGGUGCCAGCGUCAGCCUUCUGCCUGCCCUGUCCUUGGCUGCUCCAGACACAGGGCAGAAGGGCAGCUCCCAGUCCCAGCCAGCCAUCUGCUCAACCCCCCACCCCCUGCCCCCUAGCUCCCCGCAGCCCAGCCAUAUAACCAACUCCCCACUCCUGAGUAGUACCCCAAGUCUGUCACCUCUUGGUCACAUCCCCAAUUCACAUCAGGCCGAUGUGACCAGGCCCCAGCCCCAGAAACCUAGACUGGAGUUCAAGGAACUAGGGUUGCCCCCCAAGAACUGGCAGCAUUCUCCAAGGAUAAGAACCACCGAGGGAGUCCUGGAGUCCAGUCCUGUCUGGGACCCACCAAAGAAGCAUCGUGAUGGUUCCGCCUUCCAAUAUAAGUACGCUCCACCCUGCACGUCCCUCUGUGCCCAGGUCCAAGCUGCCAGGCUCCCUCCCCAGCUCCUGGCCUGGGCCUUGCAUUUUCUGAUGGAGCCACAGCCGGAAUCCGAGCAAACCCAGGUGUGAGGGGUCAUGUGACCACGUAGGAGAAUGUGUGCAUAUAGGUCUAUGCCUCUGGGUGGACAAACAGUGCUCCACACUCUGCUUUGAGUUUUUUAAUAAAAUAAUCUCAUGCGGCAGGAAAGGA